Molecule: messenger RNA, 579 nt
Organism: Lodderomyces orthopsilosis Co 90-125
Lineage: Eukaryota; Fungi; Ascomycota; Pichiomycetes; Serinales; Debaryomycetaceae
Exons: 1
Coding region: 1-579 (192 amino acids)
Biological process (GO): meiotic sister chromatid segregation; attachment of mitotic spindle microtubules to kinetochore; homologous chromosome segregation
Cellular component (GO): mitotic spindle; nucleolus; monopolin complex
Molecular function (GO): protein binding; microtubule site clamp
Source: RefSeq, a predicted model, not a curated record
AUGGCCAAGGCUAAGCAGAACAAAGCUACAAAAUCCUCACCUCGCCCUAUAUUUGCUGAAGAUGCAUUGUUGCAGAAUGAUCCAUCAUCCAUGGUGGACCUAAUCAAUCAAUAUGUACACACGAAGGCAGAUGUUAUACACGCGAAAUAUAAGGAGUUUGCCGAGGAGCAAAUGGCGGCAGAUCACAAAUUGAUACUGGAAUUACAAGAAGAAAACGCCAGACUAACAGAGGAGUUGGAGAGCAGGUCUCAAUUUGGCUCCCCCGUGAAAAAGCAAAACAAUGAAGACGUGUUCUACUCGUUGGAUAUUCUUGAGAUUAUGAGUGGAUUGAAAGUUACCUACUUUAAUGAUAAUGGAAAGGAAUUGGUUUACGAGAUGAAGUCUUCGGGUAAGGAGUUGGAAAUUCAUUACAAACUAAUACUACCGAAGGAUGGCUCAGAGGUAACCUACAUUCCCAUUUUCGAUGGUAAUGAGGAAGCAAUGAAGUUGUUGCCUGAAUACUUUUUGGAUAGCUUUUCCUUUGAUUUUAAAAACCUACCUCUAUUCUAUAACAAAGUGAACAAGUAUAUAAACAAGUAA